Molecule: messenger RNA, 1338 nt
Organism: Hemicordylus capensis (graceful crag lizard)
Lineage: Eukaryota; Metazoa; Chordata; Lepidosauria; Squamata; Cordylidae
Gene: TERF2IP
Product: TERF2 interacting protein
Exons: 3
Coding region: 112-1101 (329 amino acids)
Biological process (GO): telomere maintenance via telomere lengthening; regulation of DNA-templated transcription
Cellular component (GO): shelterin complex
Molecular function (GO): telomeric repeat DNA binding
Source: RefSeq, a predicted model, not a curated record
CCGGCACUCCACUCACUGCGCCUGCGCAAGGGAAGAUAGGCGGGAGCGGAGGCCGCCGAGGAAGAGGGGCUUCUGAGCGUGUGCAGAGCGCUCUUCCGCGGCUGCAGCAGCAUGCUGGAAGAGGGAAGCUCGUCGGCGCUGGUGGCCGCCGCCGCAGCCGCCUCCUCCUCCUCCUCGGCGGCGGCGGCAAGGCCGGUCUUCCAGCGCGAGGACGGGAGUGCGGUGCGGUUCUACAUGCGGCCCGGCGCGGGCAAGGUGGAGCUGGCGCCGCUGAUCCUGCGCGGCGGGGGCCGCCUCUGCCGCCUCCGGGAGCCCGGCGCCGUCUGCCUCGCCUCGGCCCAGGAGCAGCAGCAGCAGCAGCAGCAGGACGCGGCCGGGGGCGGCCUCGUGUCCUCCCGGUACGUGGUGGACUGCCUGGCGCGCGGGGAGCGGCUGCCGCUCGAGCCCUACCGCCUGCCCGCCAGCCGCCCCCGCCGCCGCGGCUGCCUUGCCCCUGCUGGAGCCCUGCCGAGUGGGGAGGCCACUGCCGGCGACGUCGCCCAGGGAGAGGCUUCUCAGAGCCCGGCCGCGGUGGCAGCAGCAUUGGGGUCGAAGGCGCGGAGCAUCUUCCAAAUGGCCAACAAAGAAUUCGAAGAGGCCGAGGGGGACAGUGAGAGUUCUGGCCCUGGAGAAGACACACCUCCAAAACACACAGAGUUCAGGAGCUAUGAGGAAGCAGCCUCUCCUAAUCUCCAACCCACAGGGCUUGGGUUCUCACCUAGUGAGGCUUCUCUUGUGCCCCAAAGCCCGUCCCCAGAGGAAGAACAGCCUUCGGGCCCCUCUGCGGUAGAGGUGGCUCUGGCUGUGGAGGACAUGAAGCACUUCAUGGACGAGUUUGAGGUGGACUUGGCUACCGUGACUCAAGCUUUUCUGAAAAACAGUGGGGAGGUGGCAGCAGUGGCCUCUUGUCUGCAGGCCGGUCAGCGCUUGGACGGGCGCCCACUGUGGAGCAGGCAGGAUGACGUGAGCUUGUUGAAGGACGAUGAGCACCUCCAGAGCAAGCUGGUUGCCCGGUAUGGAGCAGAGAAUGUGGCCAGGCGUGUGGCAUUCAGGAGGAGCUAGCUUGUGUGGCUGCCCUGGCCUAGGUGAGCGGGCCGUUACGCCCCUCUCUCGGAGACACACUUCCUUUCUGGGAGGUACAUGGCCAGUGUGAAGAGUGCUACAGGCUGGUUAUACGUCAGGGGAUAUUCUUGGGACACCUGCAGGCUACAUGGCUGAAGACAAGCUGUUGUGGCAGCAGCAGCAGGGCAGCAUUCCUCCUCCUGCUCUCGGUCCGCAUCAUUAAAAUUGUAUACAGCC